ACAGCACAGAGCGGACCGAGAGCAGCGAGCCGCCACCAUGGGCCUCACCAUCUCCUCCCUCUUCUCCCGGCUCUUCGGAAAGAAACAGAUGCGGAUUCUGAUGGUCGGUCUUGAUGCCGCUGGAAAAACAACAAUUCUGUACAAGCUGAAGCUCGGAGAGAUUGUCACAACCAUCCCAACAAUUGGUUUCAAUGUGGAAACUGUAGAAUACAAAAAUAUCUGUUUCACCGUCUGGGAUGUUGGUGGCCAGGAUAAAAUUCGACCCCUCUGGAGGCAUUACUUUCAGAAUACACAGGGCCUCAUUUUUGUUGUAGAUAGUAAUGACAGAGAGCAAAUCCAGGAGGCAGCAGAAGAGUUACAGAAAAUGCUUCAGGAAGAUGAGCUGAGAGAGGCAGCGUUGUUGGUAUUUGCAAACAAACAAGAUUUGCCCAAUGCCAUGGCCAUCAGUGAGAUGACUGACAAGCUGGCACUUCAGUGUCUCCGCAACAGGACUUGGUACGUGCAAGCAACAUGUGCAACUCAGGGCACAGGUCUGUAUGAAGGACUGGACUGGCUAUCUAACGAGCUUUCCAAGCGUUAACGAGUAACUUGCCUUCCACCGAGGACACAGUGUAUAGGAGUUGUCUAGGCUCGUAACAUCCAAACUAGUUCUAAAAAUGGUUUAAAGAAAUUGAAUGGGCAGCAAUCUAAGUUUCCAGGUUUCUUUUGUUGCCAUUUACUGAGUUCAUGUUGCUUUCAGGGCAAUGUGGCUAGACUUAAAGCAGAAAAUAAUAAAUCCCCCCUUAUGUGAAAGUGGUUUCUGGUUUUACUUCUCCCCCAACCCCCCCAUGCCUGGACAUAAUUAUUGUGAUGCUAUAGAAAUGAAUGCUUUUUUGGUUAUCUUUCCCUUGAAACAAACAUAAAAUGUCAUUUCCAAGUCAGUUGCAGUUCUGUGUCAAGUAGAGCUGUUACUUAUUACACACUUUGCGGACGCUUGCUUAAACCAUAUUUUGAAGAGUCCCUGAACUGCUAGUUUGACUCCUGUGUGUCAUUCCGUAGACCUUCUGCUGAACUAAAACGUAGCAUUCCAUAACUAUUUAUUUAUCAUCUACACAAAAAGGAGGUUUUUGUUAUUUCUUUUAAAUAUGUAUAAUUUUGCUGAUGCCAGCGGGGAACACAAAAAACACUAUCAAACUACCUACACCGAUUCUCAUUUCUUGUAACCAAGUCGGAAAGCCAGGCUCCCCCCCUUUUUUUUUUUCUUU
Messenger RNA from Rana temporaria (common frog), 1244 nucleotides. Its product is annotated as ADP-ribosylation factor 4-like. The transcript has a single exon. Gene Ontology annotation, molecular function: GTPase activity; GTP binding. Gene Ontology annotation, biological process: vesicle-mediated transport; intracellular protein transport. Lineage: Eukaryota; Metazoa; Chordata; Amphibia; Anura; Ranidae. Gene Ontology annotation, cellular component: cytoplasm; plasma membrane. Bases 38 to 580 code for a protein of 180 amino acids. The record is from RefSeq and is a predicted model, not a curated record.